AUGCAACUAGAUUAUUUUACUUUGGUAUGCAUUAAUCAAAAUGCAACCAAUUACUACCUGGAGGUGAGAAAAGGUAUUUUGGUUUAUUCCACUUGUUGGGUUGAUGUUUCCUGCAGCAAGCUCAUUGGCAAAAUGCUUGUCCAGGAUGCUGAUUAUUGUGUUAAGAAAUUUAUUCUGACCAUCACAACAAGUGCUAAUAACCCAGGACUGCAAAGAUUUUGGUAGGCUAGGAGUGGCAAACUACAAUGGCAGUGAGUUUACUAGGAGGUAGCAGCUAGCUUCUCUAGUAAAAUGGAAAUUGUUCAUCAAAAUGUUCAUCAACCAGCCCCUCCUCUGUGUUAACAACAGUAAAUGGUAACUAAUGAAAUUCCCAUCCUUACCUUCUGCAGAUAAGUCAAGUUCGCAAACACAAAGGCUGAAUAUUUUUGUAUCAUUUUUGUUUUUAGCUAUUAAUAGUAUCGAUACUAUUUGAAUAUUUACUGAGAGUGAACCAAGUUGAGUGCUUACAGUACAUAAAAUAAAAGCAAUCAGAAGCAUUUAAUUAUUAUAUAUUGUUGUAUAUGCUUUAAGUAAACACUACAAAUGGAAUCACUCCAGCUUUUUGUAUUGAAGAUAAGUAUUUAGUGAAAAUAUGUAGUAAUUACCUAUAAAAUAGUCCAAUAUAGUACCUAUAUUUAUAACUCACCUUUCGAGAUAUUUGCCAUGUUGUGAUAAAAUUGCUAACGCUUUAUGGAUCCAACACGAAGCGUCGACUGCCACAAUUCGUCCAUAAAAUUCGCUGAUAUGCACCUUAUUACCAUAUUUCUCUAUGUGUGGGAAUAAAGGCAAUUGAUUCCCAUCGAAGAAUAUUAAAUUAGAGUAUUUAUUUUCGCUGACACUGAUUGUCUCUGAUGUUCACUCGGUCAAAGCAAAAUGCAAAUGAGGUGCAAUUGCAAUUCAGGCGCGAAAACCCCAUCACGCUUUGCGGUCGUAUUGCGCACACCGCCUGAUUUUGAAUGCUGCAAAAUGUUUUGGUAUUAUAAGGCCAAAAAAAAUAUGUGGGUUUCCGGUUUUCCGAACCUACCUAGCUUUUGGACGCCAAAAUCCCGACCCUAAACUUUUAUAAUUGGAUCACGCUCAUAGAGAUUAUAAAUAACACUAGAGGAGGCAUUGUAAUCUUAAUUAAGUAAAAAAAAGGGAACGCGACUAUUGGGGGGCAAAUUCAAGUCCCGGAUGUGUAUUCGUGUUCCCAUUGGUGACGAGUUUCAAAUCAGCCAAUGAGAGCACGGUUUUAUAUCUGGGACUUGAAUUUGCCCCCCAUUAGCUGCGUUCCAAAUUUUUAAACUCGAUGCCUCCUCUAGUGUUAUUUAUAAUCUCUAUGAUCCCGCUUGUAAGUGUUUCCACUUAGAGGAAAACGUUUUUGGAAAAUGAAAAUUUGAGGCAAUAUUAGGAAAAUAUAUGUUUGGAUAUGGAAGCACUGACUAAACAAAAUGGCGUCCAGUUGUUAGGAAAAUUUAAAAAAAAGUUAAAAAAUAGUUAAAACCGACCUACCCUACCUAAGUUUUUACAAGAGGAAACCGGAAACCCACAUAUUUUUUUGGCCUAAUAGGCAAUGAAGUAUCAUAAUCAUCCAAUAUGGCAUCGCCACAUCAAACCACUCAACCUUACUGCUGAAUUAUUAAUAAGCAAAAUUUCAAAGAUUUUAUCUACAGUGAAGCCAUCCCAAUGUAAAAUAGUAGCUCUUUAUUUUAUGGGACUUUUUUUAUAUAUUAGCCUUACUUCCCCCUGGUGGAAAAAGUCCUGUGUAUACGGCCCUGCUCUGUGUGUGUUUGUUCUGCUUUGCCGGGCACAUUAAACUGGAUGCGUAAUUAGCGCGUUAUGCGUGAAAUGUAAAUUAAUUCGCUCGCGGAGGUGUGCAGUAUCCAAGUACCUUCUAGUUUCUCGCUGUUAUGGUCUCAUUAUUUCCAUGUUUUAGGUAAUUUGCCUAUUUUUGGAUGGUGAUCGAUGGAGUACAACAGGAAUGACAGUUGGUUCGAUUGAAGAAGAAUAUAUUGAAUGUUUGACAAAUCAUUUAUCGAGUUUUACAAUGGUUGUGCUUGAGGUACAAUUUUAAUGCCCAAUUUCUUCCGAAUUUUUAUUCUGAUCUGCAUAUUUUCAGAUUAACUUUUGAAAAGUUGGGCGGCUUCAGCCCCCUAGCCCCUCCCCUGUCUCGGUUCUGUAGCUUGUGCAAAAAUGUGUAUAUUCAAGUAUAUAUUUCGUUAAUUAAGCUCAGUGAAUCGGAUAACGUUGCUUUAAAGUUCAUCACUUAUAUUGGAUCUGGACUUUCACUGGCUGGACUGUUUAUCACAUGCGUUGUCUAUAUUGUUCUUUAGUAAGUAUGGUAUGAUUGCUGGAAACUAAACAAAGUGUCAAUGUAAUUUUGUGAUUUUAGUCUUUCCGCUGGUACUGUCUGUUGUAGGCAUUUAUGCUUCUCAAACUGAUGACAACUCAAAAAAUAUAUUUCUAUUUUAAAGCUUACAACCGACGUUGACACGAUUUCAAGAUUUUAAGCAAAUAUUGUUUGUUGGUUGUCUGUUAUUUGUCUGUUGUUGGUUGUCUAAUGUAUGUUGUCCGUUGUGUUUUGUGUGUUGCAAUGUGGAGGUCGGCUAUUUUGCGAGUCUGCGAGUUGCGAGUCACAGCACAGGACCCCAGGUUAUAUAAUUAUUUAUAUUUUAGCCUGGUUAGCAUUGGGCCGUCCGCACCGGCGGACCUGCUCUUGUGGUUAUUACUAAAAAUAGAAGGAAGAGGCAUAGCGCCCAAAAUAGGCCAGUCUUGCAUACGACGCCCAAAAUGUUCCUCAAUUUUUCGACUUUACAUUGCAUCUACAGUAAGUGGGGCCACUUAGAGAACACUAACCAAUCGCAUUGCAGAACAAAAAGAAAAAUCUAAUCAAUCUCGUCCAAUCAAAAGAAAGAUUCAGGAAGCCAUUAAUAGCAGUGUUUACUUUUACAAGUCUAUUUUUACCGUUUGACAUUCGUUUAUUUGUUCAAAUUGUUUUUGGCCUAAUGCUGAUUGGCUAAUGCGUCGUUUGUUGAUUUUUUCAAUUUUGGUUCUGCAAUGUGAUUGCUUUGUGUUCUCUAAGUGGCCCAACUUAUUGUAGACGCAUUGUAAAUGCAUUUCUUUCGAAUUUAAUCAACAAGGGGGAAUUCUCGAUGUUGACAAUUUCGCUCUAAACCAAUCAAAAUGCGUAAUUGGUUAUUGUAGGUAGUUGUCUUGCGAGCACAGAAAGCCCACUUCCGGUAAAAACAUAUACAUUUCAACAGAAAAUAUAGGGUCUCAAAGCUUCGAGGGGGUCAAGAUUUAAAUUUUUUAAUUGGAUUUAACAUGACAAUUAACGUAAAAUAAGAAAUUUUCUAAAAAUUUGCUACUGGGAUUUGCGUUUUAUUGCCUAGUUCUAAAAUUAUCUGCAUUCAAACUUACGCGCUUUUUAUACGCCGCUGUUCGAAUGCCGAUAACUUUAUUUAAGACCGCAAUGCGGGCUAAAAAUAUAAACAACCUGGCCCAAUGCUAUGCGCGCUAAAAUAUAAACAACCUAUAGUAUAACCUGGGGUUCCUGUACUGUGACUCGGUCGCAGAUUCGCAACUCGCAGACUCGCAACUUGCAAACUCGCAACUCGCAUACUAGACAAACUCUGUAAUGUGUCUUGUCUACAGUGUGUAUAAAAGGCUAGUCUUUGAAAUUCAAAUUAGUCAUAAUUAUUAAAAAUACAGUGAUCUCAUUGUUCUAAACUGCGUAUAGAGUUAAUGAUACGCGACGAAAACAUGUCUUAUUUACAAAAGAGAUCAAUUAUAACUCAUUUUAAUGCUGCUUGUACUGUACAGGGUAUUUCAUUGAGUUGUCCGUACAUGUCCCAUAAGUAGAAAAUCUUUUGUUUUACGGCUCGCUAAUUGAUUAGCAGUGAUAAUAAAUUCAAUAUAAUAUGACUAAUUUGAAUUUCAAAGACUAGCCUUUUUUUAUAUACCCUUUAUUAUCAACAGUCUGUUAUUUAUCGUCUGUUGUUCGUCAACAGAAAUUACCAUAAAUACCUAAUUAAUAAUAAUCUUUUGUUAUAAUAAUUUAUCUUUUGUUAAUUAUAUUUACUCUUGUAUUACUUAUUUCUCUUGUAUUUUUUUCAAUAUUUUAUUUGUUUUUAAAUUUCAGCAAAGAUCUUCAAAUUUUAACGACCAGUCGUCACUUGGUACAUUUGAACUUGCAGAUUGCUUUGGGUUUGACACAGCUUGUCUUUCUUGCGGGAGGAAGUGCCACAAGUAAUGAGGUUGGUAAUUUAUAGCAUUUUGCAUGGACGUCGCAGUUCGUCGCAGAGCUGAGUCAAUGAUAUUAUUAACUCAGUUCCAACUUUGCGAGACAAAUUACACUAACAGUUGUUGGUCUCUUAUGCAUGUGUUUGUCGAAUACAACGCGUGUGAAAAAUAUUAGUUGCUUGUGUGAGAUAUUGUUGCUUGAGAGCUAUCUUGGUCAACAUUAAUAUAUAUCUAACAUCAGAAUUCCACAUUAAUUGCUGGAAAGCAACGCCUUUGCACGAUUGCAAGUAAAUUUUAAAACUAUUAAAAUGCUAAGUUUACAUUUGAAUUGUAUUCGACAUAUACUGUACAGCUAUUUCAAUUAAGGUUGUCCACGAGUAAAGCGGAAAAGUAGUCGAAUACGAGCGCGAAAGACUUGCUGGGAAUCGCUAAAACAUUGAUGAAUUUUUUAGCGAUUCUCAUCAGCCUUUCGCGCUCGUAUUCGAAUUUUCCGCUUUGCUCGGGGACAACCUUAAUUAAAAUAGCUGUAUACGCAUAUGUCAAUAUGAAAAUUGAUGCAUAAUUAUAACACAGUAAUUCAAUUACCGUUCACAAUUAUCCCGGAGCAAACGGCACAGAGCGCCGUUCCGGCCUGGUACUAAAUCCGCCCGGCUAUUUACACCGGGGAAACGAAAGCAUUAGCAUCUAAAGUCACAGAAUAAAGAUCCAUACAGAAGGGCCACUUACGUCGGAAGCUUUGAAGUUUCUGUCCUCGCGCAUGUCGCAUUACGCAUGUUGGCCGCAUGCUGCUCCACUUCUAGCCUGUAAACUGCAUAUUUUUGCAUAAAAAAACGAGGACACGUUGCACCACCGCUGAGUGGCACUUCUAUUACUGAUCUUUAUCCCGGACUAAAGGCGGAUUUCCAGUCCUCGCACGAAGCUCCUCGCAGCUCGCUGCGAGUGCAUGCAUGAGCACUUUCAUCCAAUCACAAUGCUAAACAGUUAUUUUUAAUUAAAUGAAAGCACCCGCAGCGAGCUGCGAGCAGCUUCGUGCGAGGACUGGAAAUCCGCGUUAACGGCGCCGUGCGAAAGUACUAAUUCCGCCCGGCUAUUUACACCCGGGGAAACGAAAGCAUUAGGGAAGUCUAAAGUGGUGUCAUGGUGUAUGGGUAGACCUCCUCACUAAUCUUAAAAAUUUCCCGGAUUGCCAGGAGUGGGAUAAACAAGUUUUCAAUUUUGAAAGACAAAUAUUUGGAAAAUUGUUUCAUAUAGCCUACAAGAACUUUAAAGCUAUUUUUGUUUGAAUAAAUGGGGAGAAUUUAUUUACUCUGAGAAGUCGUGAAAUAUAGGGCAUUCAAGUUUGCUUUGAUUAAAUAAUGUUUAUGAAUUAUGUUGCUUUAACUUUUUGCCUAUAACAUGAACUGUUUUCCUUUCCAACAAAGCUGUAAGUUUCCUAAAUUACCCUGUUUAAUUUAAUUAAGAAAAAACCCUUAAAAUGUAAAGGAGGGCAAAUUGAUUUGAAUACGGAACUGAAAUUAUCUAACAAUUUGAACCUAUAAUAGUUUUGUUUGUGGAAACACCACGUAAAUUUGUUACUGCAAAGCUUUCGAUCCGUAAACCCGGAUCUUCAUCAAUGCUAAUAAUAUGAAGAUCCGGGCUUACGCAUCGAAAGCUUUGCAGUAAUAAAUUUACGUUGUGUUUCCACAAACGAAACUAUUAUAUGUUUUAUCGCCACGCAAAUGUACAAAGAACUUAAUUUGAAUUUAAUAUUAUGUUUUAUUGGCAACUGUAGUUUUAAUGAACAUCUCAAAACAUUUUACGUAGCAUUUCAAGUUAAAUUUUAGUGUUGGCCAUUUCCGAAUACUUCAUGUUGGCCUUUUCCGCAUACUUCAUGUCAAAGACAAAAGUUAAAAUUCUAGUGAAUUCUUCGGGAAUUCGUGAAAAACAUAAAUCGCUUUUCACAUAAAAAAAAACGCUUGUGAGACUUAGCAAUGACAAAAGUACGACAAAGCAUGACUUAGCAUGACAAAAGUACUGGAUGCUGAUUGAUUGAGAGGAGUACAAUUAUUUCAUUAAUUGUACUACAGUACAAUUAAUGAUUUUCCCAAAACAAACAAAAUGGCGGAAAGGUAUUUUAAACACAGAUUAAAAUACGAACGUACAAAUGCACCAAAUUGUGUUUCAACAAAAGAACUAAAUGAAAAUACGGACAAAGCCACCAAAUUUUGGUUGAAAGUCUGGCAGGACUGGGCUUUAACUCGCCCCGGCGGCUCGUCCAAUUUUGGCGAAAUUUCCAAACAUCACUCAUACUAUUAAUCCAUAAUUGUACUCGCCAUCGCAUGAUUACCUAUACAAAGCUUUGGAAACAUGAGUAACAUAUUGUACAUAAUUUUUAUUGUGUGUAUAUGUCUAUCGUGCUUUUCGCGGUCAGACGUCGACGUUUGCCGGUUUUGAGUUUUGACUUUGAAAGGACAACCUUAACUGAAUUAGGUGUAGGCUAUAUAUUAUUAUUAUUAUUAUUAUUAUUAUUAUUAUUAUUAUUAUUAUUAUUAUUAUUAUUAUUAUUAUUAUUAUUAUUAUUAUUAUUAUUAUUAUUAUAUAUAAAUAGGCUAAGUAAAUUACAGCAGCUUUGCGGUAUAACAUAAUCCCAACGAGGCUACUAGUCACUUUAUAGUUGACUUCUUUCUUUGGGAAAUAUAAUUAUUUUCACUUUUUACAGUUCAUACUUUCUUUUCAAAUUGUGUGCUUCCUGUAAUUUGUGCUGUAAAAAAUAAUAAUAUCAAUUAAUGUACAUUGUUCUUAUUCAAUAUUUAUAGAUAAUUUGUAAAGUUAUUGCAAUCUUGGUGCAUUAUUUUUCUUUGGCUGGUUUCACAUGGAUUCUCCUUGAAGUUGUAAUGCUGUAUUUAAAACUCAUUGCAGUGUAUGAUGGGGAGUUUGUGAGAAUGAAGAAUUUCCUGUUAUUUGGUUGGGGUAUGAUUUAUAUCUGUAACGACAGAAAUUAAUGCCUAUAAAAACUGUCUUGCCCGACAUAAAUUAAACUCCCAAGAAUAUAUAAAGUAUUCAGAGUUUCUCCAUGCAGGGAUUUCUCCAUGCUGAAUUCGCCAUGAUGGAUCCAAGUUCCAUUUCAAAAAAGAACAGUCCUUUGCCAUAUUCAUCGAACAUGGCGGCUUUGACGUAUUUGUAUACAAAACUAUCGAAAUAUACAAAAAUGAUUUGUGUACAAAACUAUCGAAAUAUCUAAUAAUCUUCUAAAGCCUUUUAAUUACUGUUGCUACAUUAAAUGUCUGUCUAUAAGAAAGAUGUGACAAUAAAUUUGCCAGCAUGAAAUCGUUGGUGCUUUAUAAAUUAUAAAAAUAAUGUAGAGACUAAGUUAAAAAGCUUUACGAACAGAAAUUUUCCGAAAAAUCUGGGUGCUUGUAGCCUAAUAUGGUGGCAAUCUAAAUUCUCAUCCCCCUCCCACCAAAUCCAUAAUUUAAAUUAUUUAAACCUUGAAGCUAUUUAUAUCAUUAAAUAUCCAGAUAAAACUCUCUAUAUGGUAUACGACUUUUCCAUUCCCAUUUUUGUAUCUGUCAUUCACAGUUCCAGUAACACAUGUGCGUACAAACUUCAUCUCACAGUCCAAAAAUAGGCAAAGCGCGUUUCCAUUUUAUCGCUUCAGGAUUCAAUUUAAUUUAAUGAUAUAUUGUGUAUAUUUUUAGCUAUCACUAAAAAUAAUUUUUCUUACAAGUUUUUGAAAUAUAAACAGGAUUCCCUUUGCUGUUAGUUGGUUUAUUUGCUGGGGUGAAUAUUGAUGCUUAUGGUAAUGAGCAAUGGUACAGUAACUGAAAUUAUUUAAUUUGAUUUCUCAUGCAUAACAGUAUAUUUGAGCAUUUCAUCAUAGCAUUUACCGCUACAAAAACGAUUAGCUUUAGUGUUUCACAUAUUACAUAUUAUAUUUGUAAAUAUAUCAGGAUUAUUUUGGGUAUCUCACUCUAUUGAAAAAAUGGGUUUUGUAAAUCGAAUUUACAAAUGUAAUUUUUUAUACAUUUAUUUAUACCUGACCAGGAGCAGUAGUCAAAUAUGCAACUAUAGGCCUCUGAAGAAUUUAACCUAUGUUUUCUUGUUUAUAUCACGAUUGAAUCGAAAAUUGCUACGAAUGAUGUUUAUAAUUACGAUGAGAGUGUGGCAAGAACCAAUCCGGAACCACGCAUCACUUGGAAGAGCGGAGCACCGCACCAGCGCUUCGAUGCACAAACUGAUUCGAUUACAUCAUUUCAUCAGUAUUAAACACAAGCUCUAUCCGGUAUAGGUCUGCGUCGCUACGCAAGCUAUCCGAUACAAUGUGAACGUAGCCUUAUACUGUUUCGUCUGUGAAUAAGGGUAAAUGCCUAAAUUUAAGCAUGAUGGGAGGUUUUUACCUUAACCCUGCCGCACACGAGAGCAAUUUGCUGAGCUAACCGCCUCGUGUGGCAGCUAGCUCAGCAAGUUUUUCUCAUGUGCGAAUAGUUUUCGUGAGCCUCGAGAGGUCAAAUCAUCACGAAAAUUAUACGCACACGAGAGAAACUUGCUGAGCUAGCUGUCGUGCGAAGUGGUUAGCUCAGCAAGUUGCUCUCGUAUGCGCCAGGCUUUAUGUAUAUAGGUUAUUUUGAGGCAACGAGGGAAUAUGUGCAUGAUUUAUUCACCCGAGGUGCCUCAAAAUAACGUACUUAUUUUUUCACAUUGCGAGGUCGAGUUAAUGAGUCAGAAUAGAAAUAAUUCUUAAUGCCAUAUUGCCUUCGUUAUGUUUUUUUUUUUCAUUUUUUGUGCUGCAAAGACAUUACACAGGUGAAUAUUUGAGGGGAUUAUUAGACGGAAAUUGAAUAGAGGGGAAUACUGAAUAUAUUCCCCAAUACUGAAGAAAGGAAACCGAGCAAGGUGAAAAAUAAGAGUUAACAUUCUAUUUUGUUCAGGUGCUGGCUGUCUAACAAAGACGACGGAUUUCUGUGGAUUUUCCAUGCACCAGUGAUCAUCAUAACAUCUGUAGGCAUUUCAAUGUUUUAUUUAAAUGUGAGGCACCAUCAGGCUUUUGAAGAAGAUUAAUUCAUUUAUUUAUUUUUAUAUUUAUCGACAGGUAACUCUUGUUGCCGUAAUUGCUGUGGUUCGUGUGUUGUGUGUCGCGUCGAAGUCGGAAGCAGCAGAUGCCAAGAAGAGAAUCAUGUAAGUUAUAUCAUUUUUGUAAAACAAUGAAAUUUUUAUAUUAUAUUUUGUCAAAAAGUUGUUUCAAAGCAGACAAGUCUUAAGGCUUUUAUUAUUAAUUCAUCGCUCAAAACGCCACCGUACACUUGGAGAACUUGCUUACGCCAGCAGUUACGAGUGACGCCCAGGUCAGCUGAUAGCUCCAGACUCCAGUGUGCGCCAGGCUUUAAACGAAAUACUACAGAUCGCAGACAGCUACAACCAAAAUAUUUGAAAUGAUUUUUGCAAUGAAGAAUGUAAAUUUCAUUAUAUCUUCUCUAGUUCUGCUGCCCGUGGUGUUGUUAUAUUAUUCCCUACUCUUGGAUUAUCUUGGGGAUUUAGUGUUAUCUCCGCCAAACAUGAUGCCGUGGUCUGGAAAUAUCUCUUCGCAAUUUUUACUUCGUUGCAGG
This is a messenger RNA of Paramuricea clavata, 9842 nucleotides long. The record is from the annotation of a GenBank genome assembly. NCBI's taxonomy places the organism in Eukaryota, Metazoa, Cnidaria, Anthozoa, Malacalcyonacea, Plexauridae.